UUUUCACUCGAUGCAGCACGUACCACUGGUUCAACGAAACAGUGAAGAGAAAAUAUAAGGCUUAAUUCUUGCUUAGUGCCCGAUUAUAUUGAUAGUGUUACAUUCGUGUACUGUUAGAGAAUCCGGGAAAGGUAAAUCAAACUGGCCGCAAUAAUAAGCCACGCCAUGUCCGACACGGUCGAUGGCCCUGAGGUUCCUAAAUCGAAGCGCCCUUCAGAUUCGGCCUUCAAGCAGCAGCGUCUGCCUGCAUGGCAGCCCGUCCUAACCGCUGGUACUGUUCUACCCGCCUUCUUUCUAAUUGGCAUUUUUUUCAUACCGAUCGGUGCAGUGCUGUUGAUUUCAUCGAACUCGAUAAAUGAGUUUGUGUACGAUUAUACCCAUUGCAUGCCGGAUAUAGGCAAUCAAACAUGCGCCGAGAUUAUCAGUCAGAACCCAGGCACAACCUGCGAAUGCACCGUGCGGUUCGAGUUAACGAAAGACUUUCUCGGUAGGGUGUACAUGUACUAUGGGCUGACCAACUAUUUUCAAAACCACCGCCGCUACGUAAAAUCGCGCGACGAUGACCAGCUGCUUGGUCGUUUGUCGCCGGUACCAUCAAGUGACUGUGCACCAUUCGCAUAUGCUGACGAAGAAGAUCAAAUACCAAUUGCGCCGUGUGGUGCGAUUGCUAAUUCAUUGUUUAGUGACAAGUUCGAGUUGUAUUCACUGAAUCUCGGACGCAAGGUGCCCCUUUUGCAAACGGAAAUUGCAUGGCCAUCUGAUCGGAACAUAAAGUUUCGCAAUCCAGAGGGUGAUUUAAAGGAGGCCCUGCGAGGUUUUAGACGCCCGAAAGCUUGGAAACUCGAACUGUGGGAGUUGGACGAAACCAACAAGAAUAACAACGGUUUUCAGAACGAGGAUCUAAUUGUAUGGAUGCGCACCGCCGCACUGCCAACGUUCCGGAAGCUUCACCGUCGCAUUGAUCACUCGCAAGAGCGCUUUGAGGAGGGCCUUAACAAGGGCAACUAUUCGCUUCGGGUCAUGUACUCUUAUUCGGUCAUUGAAUUUGAAGGAACCAAAAAAUUCAUCCUUUCAACCACAUCAGUGUUGGGUGGUAAAAACCCGUUCCUCGGAUUUGCCUACAUAGUCGUUGGUAGUGCGUGCUUGCUGCUAGGAAUAGUUCUACUCAUCAUUCACCUUAAGUGCAGUAAAACAAACGGUGGAAUCAGCAGCGUGCAUCAAAGGUCGUCAUCGCGCCCCUAGGAGUUACUGUGCCUUAGCAGCUAGUUCAACUUGCUGCCGUUGCUGAGUACGAUCCAUUUGAAUUAAAAUAUUUCCUGUUAUACUCUUGCCUUUUUUUUUUGUUCUAUUGUGAAGAUUUGGUUUGAAGUCUAAUUGAGCAAUGAGGAUCUUAACGAUUAAUUGCAAACUUGAUGUACUUGAUUUGCAAUGAAUUUGAAUGGAUCGAUUGUUGCAAUCUUGAAUUGAUAUGUAUCGCAGCCUAGUUGUGAAACUGUAAACUCCGCGUCCUAAGCGAAUAUUGAGUUUUAUUGUUAUGAGGAGAUUUUGAAACAGACAAGUACAUGCUUAAGGUUGUUCGUGAUACAUCAGACAGUUAUAAGUAUUAUCAAUUGAGUACAGUAGAGAGUUGAUCGAUUGACCUAUUGUUCAACAAUGCAGUUGAAUUGACAAAACUUGUUACAAAUGAGUAAUGUGAUGACAUUAACCAAGAAAUAACUAGGACCGAGAGGUAAGGCGCUGUAAAACCAUGUAUUAGAAACUGUACCCCAGGAAGCCUUAGGUGCACGUCGUUGAAAGACCAGAUUUGGCUGGUGCGACGAUAAAUGAUGUGUUGUGACGGAACAAAAAAUCAUUACGUUCGAAAAGCCAUGAUAGAUAGACGCAGGAUGCGGUCCAGCGUACGGGCUUGCAGGUAUUGCCGAGAGUUCAAAAGAAAACCAAGUUCAGAAGAAAAAGAAGCGUUGGGAACAACAAAGGUUACGUGAACUUGAGGAAAGCUUAAUGAUCAUCCAUUUGCGCGGCACCGAUUCAUCGGUUUCUACACGAAAGGCGUCAGCUUCAACACCGACAGUGCAUCGACUCUGUGUGGCUCUGUCCGUUCUAUACUAUUGACACAUAAAUAAAAAUAAAUAUUUUAGA
Molecule: messenger RNA, 2139 nt
Organism: Anopheles bellator
Lineage: Eukaryota; Metazoa; Arthropoda; Insecta; Diptera; Culicidae
Gene: CDC50
Product: cell cycle control protein 50A
Exons: 5
Coding region: 166-1242 (358 amino acids)
Cellular component (GO): endoplasmic reticulum; plasma membrane; Golgi apparatus
Source: RefSeq, a predicted model, not a curated record